Boleophthalmus pectinirostris (great blue-spotted mudskipper) is the source of this 6492-nucleotide messenger RNA. Its product is annotated as Cbl proto-oncogene-like 1, E3 ubiquitin protein ligase. Gene Ontology annotation, molecular function: ubiquitin protein ligase activity. The transcript is spliced from 6 exons. The record is from RefSeq and is a predicted model, not a curated record. Gene Ontology annotation, biological process: protein ubiquitination; regulation of cell adhesion. Bases 37 to 1476 code for a protein of 479 amino acids. NCBI's taxonomy places the organism in Eukaryota, Metazoa, Chordata, Actinopteri, Gobiiformes, Gobiidae.
UCCCAGAAUGCUGCGCGCGCACUCGGCUCACGGAUCAUGGACCAAAGCGACAAUGAUCUCCAGGGCAGUGAUGGCUCUGGGAGUUUGGGGGGGCCUGAUGUCCGCAGACGGAUCCCGAUUAAACUCAUCUCGAAGCCGCCGCUGAGAAGCAAACCUCCCCCCAGAGCUCCGAGGCCUGGAGGACGCGUGUGCAAGAGCGAAACAGGAGAGGAGGAUAACUUUGGAUUCAAACAGGAGGAGAGGUUUGACUGUGGGUCUAAAGACGUCUAUGGAAAUCAGAGGAGGUUCCCACAGCCGCUGUUCUGGGACUUUAAGUUGAACCUGCUCGGAGAAAAGGACAAGUUGCCAAUCCACUUCUGUGACAAAUGCGGGCUGCCCAUUCAGCUCUAUGGACGGAUGAUCCCCUGUAAACAUGUUUUCUGCUACGAGUGCGCCCUGCUCCACGAGAAGAAAGGAGACAAAAUGUGCCCAGGCCUGACGAUGUUCAGCUGCUCAGACCCGGUGCAGAGGAUCGAGCAGUGUCAGCGCGGCUCCCUGUGGAUGUGCUCCGUGGUGCCUGGCUGUAAACGUACGUACCUCUCCGAGCGCGACCUCCAGGCCCACGUCAACCACCGCCACCUCCGCGCCGCCAAAUCCUCCUCCUCCUCCAACCGGGGCAACCAGGACCCCAUGCACCUGCCCCCGCCCGCCUCCGACCACCCGGACAGGUACCGCGUCCCGCCUCCUCACCUCCAGAAGAACCACCACAUGCCCAACCUCCCGCACGGCCCUCACGACCCUUACAGCCAGCCGCCGCCCAACGCCCACGAUCAGCCGCCGCCCAACUCCGGCCUGGGUCCCGAGACGUUCCGGAUCGCGACCGUGACGACCCGGAAGCACAGCAAUCUGAUCACGGUGCCCAUACAGGAUGAUUCCGGCGCGGGGAGGGAUAGCAUGCCCCCGGGUCCGGCUCAACCUCCGCACCACCACCCGGGAGACUACCCCACGCCGCCCGUCGUGUCCCACCCCCACCACCUCAUGCCCCAGCAGCACUUCGGACCACCCCCGCCCCCGCCGCCGCCCAUAAACCACCCGAUGCAGCACCCGCAAGGCACCGGCACGCCCCACAUGGUGUACAACCAAGCGCCCCCGCCCAUGUCCAACGCCCCGCCGCCGAUCACGCCUCCGCCCGGGCACAUCCUGGGCCAAAUGCCGCCCUACAUGAACCACCCGCCGCCCCAGCACACGGGGCCGCCGCCGCCGGUGAACGCGCCGCCCCCUCACCACUACAACCCAAACUCCAUGCAGCAGUUUUCCGAGGACCAGGGGACCCUCAGCCCGCCCUUUACCCAGCCGGGGGGGCUCAGUCCGGGGAUGUGGCCAGCUCCCAGGGGCCCGCCUCCGCCGCCGCGUAUGCAGGGACCGCCGCCGCCGCAGGGGCAGAUGCCGGGGCCCCACCACCCAGACCAGGGCAGAUACAGACCCUAUUAUCAGUAGAAAGAGUUCCAUGUUGUUUUAGUUGUAACAAGCAGGAGCAGAGUGCAUUUUGGUAAGGCACUUCCAGUUGUCAAAAAUAGUCAACAGAUUUUCUUUUUUUUUGGGGGGUGAAAUAGUCAUAUCGUGACUCAGAAAUUUGUAGCUUAAAGGUGCUGUACCUGAUUUUUACGGUCUUAAAAAUGUGAAAAACAGGACUAGUUCAUUUUAAACUGUUCUUCCUCACUUACCUUACACGUUCAGAGCGUCCUAACUAUUCACCACGAUGAGUUUAUAAGCGCUCACAACUUUCAGAGACCAUGGUAAUGCUUACAGCUAGUAUGCUAAUGGUGCACUUCCUUGUUAUCAGACAAUAAAAUGCUUUAUAAUUAACUGCAGACAAUACACAGUGGAUUUAUUUUGACCUCAACAGCUGCUUAUACAAUAUAUGAGACACAUUAAGCUCAAAUACACACGGAAGAAUCUCGUACAAGUCUUUUAAUGUUUAAAAACAGACACACACCCUCUCCUCCUAUUGGUCAGCCUUAGUCAUGCUGUGGUUGAGUGACAGCUGGAUUUAGCCAAUCGCAGUGAAGCAGCAAGUGUUUUUGUAACUUUAAGAUCAGUGGCUCCAUUCACGUUUACGUCACAAACCAGGAAGACUUUUGGAAACUAAUGUGUCUGACUCACAGCGAGGACUUGUUCACAAAAAUACACUUGAAUAAACCAUUGUUGAACCAAAUACAACCAAAGUAUUAAAUAAAAUUAUUAAGUCUCUGUAACAAAAUUGCCCUUAAAAGUUAUUUUAGUCAUUGACUUACAUUGGAAUAUUGUGUCUCGUCUCUCUGUGGCUGCUGCUGUGAGCCUCGGCAUUUUGGUCAUGUAAAUGUCGUACACUGGACCCUAUUUCGUUCUGUCGUAAAGUAAUCGAGCUCGUUAAAAGUUAUCGUACGAUUAAUUGAUUUGUUGAUUAUCGUUACAGGCCUAUAUACAGUCUAUAUUAUACCUGCAGAUGUAUAAUCUCUGAAAAGUUUCACAUGAACCAUCUCCAACGCGACAAACGCAGAACAGACUCACCAUCAGCAGAAAAUCCCUCUGAGCCAUGCGGUUUUAAGUUUAAUGUCUGUAAAGCUUAAACAAAAAUGCUCAUAGCUGUGUGGAUAGGGAAGGCUUUCGGACACAGAAAUAACGUGUCUGGACUAGGGAUGGGCAUUCGAUGAAAUUUUCUUAAUCGAUCGACGGAAGAAUUAACGAUCCAAUUAUCGAUUAAUCAUUAACGUUUUUAUAUUAAAAUGAUCAUCAUUAUUAUUACUAUCUGCACUAAUCUGCAUAAAUAAAUUCAACUUUACGACAGACAAACCGGAACGACUCUAGAGCCACAUCAGCCCGUUUGACAUUAUAAUGUGUUUAAUUCAGUUUUGUGCAACUCUCACAGAAACAAAACUUAAAAUCACAUCACUAAUUUGCAUAAACUAAGCGAAGAUUAAAAAAACAGCUCUUGUGUCGCUGAUGUGGUUCAACUUGUGUUGGAUUAAAGGACAUGACUCAGGUGAAUACAGGUUAGUGUGACCAGAUUUGUGUUUGUCAAAACCAGGACAGCGUACGGGGGGAGGGGGGCGGGGCCUCGUCAUCGACAUUGAGCGACUCUCACCUGGUAAAACUUUUUCCCACUGGACACAGAAACAUAUGUGCUGCUUUAUACACUGUGCACAUGGACUCACACUUGUCCCAAACGCAACAGAAAGUGUGGAAUUUCUUGUACAAAUCAUCGUUAAAUCCACAUUUGUGCUUCGGUACGUUGCAGGCGGACUGACUUUUUCUGUUUGUGUUUCUGUUUCUGUUUGUGUCUCCAUCUGAGGUCAGAGAGACACAUGUACAGACCUGUUUGGUCACACUACACACAGCAACCUACAUUCAGUUUGUCGUAAUCGAUGAAAUUCUUAAUGAUCAAUUAUCGAUUAAUCGACUAAUCAUGCCCAUCCCUAGUCUGGACACAAAUCAUUUCUGAUACAGUGAGUCGUUUCAGUUUAAACAUAACUUACGAAAAAUGAGAAAGUGUCCCAGUUUUCUCAAUCUCCAUGUCAUUGUAGUGUUCCGUUAUGUUCGGCUGAUCGACAAUUCCAACCAUACCUAAGUUUUCAUCAGUUUUUAUCAUUUCCCCACAUCUCCGAGCGCGCUGGGUAGAGACGAGGGCGCCAAAUUCCAGAUGAUUCCAAACAGCACAAACGUCUGCAGUUUUCCUUUUACCGCUGAUCACAUUUACUUCAGUGGGUUUGAUCACAGUCGGUCGGGAACUACACCGGAAGUCGUCAUCGCGUGUUUCCAAUAGUCUUCCUGUGACGUAAGCCUGAACAGAGUCUGUAUGAAGUCCAAACGAUUCAUGGUCAAAUCAAAAGUCUGAUCUACGCUUUAAGAACUAGUUAUAUUUUUUGGCAUUAACCCGUUUUUUCCCAAUAUACAAAGAAGCCUUAACCAACUGUCUGUUCUUUUCAUGUGAUUUUUGACAAUGUAAUAUUUGCUGGUAACAACUAAAAACGUCAAAUUGUGUCUGAAUUUGUAUCAUUUAGGUUAAAGUAUGAAGAAUAGGAAAUCAAAACUUCCACUCAACCAGUUAGAAUUGAAUGUAUUCCUUUCGAAAGCCCCAUAACCAACACAACCAUCAUAAACGGCAACAGACUGAAGCUUAAAAUAUUCUCCCUGCUUUUUUAUGAUCGCAAUUCAUUAUUAGAACUACUACCUACCGCUCGUGAUUCAAAAUGCAGAUGUUUUUUACCUGGUUUAUGGUUAAUGUUUCUUUAAUUGCUGUGCCUAAUUACUUAAAACAAACUGAUGUACUUUUAAAAAAAAAAUCUUCUGUCAAAACCAGACUCAAGUUUUAACGGUGCCUUGGUUUGACUUUUGACUCGGUUUGGUCCCGUUCUAGUCUUGGUUUAGUCCCAGUUUAGUCGUAAUUUUGAUGUGGUAUGUGUGAGAAUCCAUAUAUUUCUGUUAACAAUCUCUUAUUUAUCAUCUUAUACUUUAAGUUUCCCCUUUCAGAAUUAAGUAAACUUGAACCAGGUUUGCAAAACGUACAGAUGAACCAAAUUUAAAGAGGGGGUAUUAUGCUAAAGUGACUUUUUGGAGCUGUUAUAAUGUUGUUUCCUCGUCAAAAAACACGCCUACAGAGGUUUUAGAGUCAUCCGUGCAUGUUUGAGUAAUCUAGUGAUCUCUCCCGUGCCCUACUUAUACAAAAAUAUACCGUAUUUUCCGCAUUAUUGGGAGCAGUCUUAAGCCUCCAACCCCAUCAAAAAAUGACGCGCACCACAAUCCAGAGCGCCCUAUACACGAAUUCACUCGGGUGUCCCAGUACGACUUCAGUAAACUACAAAGCCGCACCAACCGCAGAACACACAAACACACACGGAGCAGACAGCGACCGCACAGAGAAACACACACACAGACACACUCAUCACUCCACGCCGACGAGGAACGGAACGGAGGAACGAACCAAAAAAGCAAGUGCAACGUGCUUCUAGACACGACUGAACAACUGAGUCACUGUGAACACGCCGACAAUCCGUUGGUCCCAGACAGCACCCUCCCUACACGCCACAACUGAACAAAGCCCAGAGUCACCGUGAACGUCACAAACAAACAAAACCACUCACCCAUCACACUGUUGUGUUUCCUUUAAAAUCCCAUGCGGUUUAUUUGUGAAAAAAGUUCCAAAAUAGACCAUUUAAUGACAGUGCGUCUUACAAUCCAGAGCGACUAAUAGUGCGGAAAAUACGGUAAACGAAAUUGUACACUACGACUUGACAAUAGUGUUGUGAUGUGCAAUAGUUUCAUGAGCGGGUGCACUCCGACUGUAGCCUAAUUCAUCACUUCGUAGAAACCAUCUGAUCUCGCAGCAUUAGGAUUUGUUCACUCGACAGUAGGCGGGUACUUUUUUUUAUUUAACCAAUCGCUGCUGUUUGGUCGUGACGUAUGUAAUGCUUCAAAUCUCAUAGGAAGAAGGACAAUAACGUCUUUCGCUGAUUGGCUGGUGCCCGAACUCACACUUCGGGGGUUUUUGUGAACCGUCUAGUGCAGGGGUGGACAAACUGCGGCCCUUUAAUCUUUGUAAUCUGGCCUGCUGAACUUUAAUAAUAAUAAUAAAAAAAGUAAUUUCAAUAAAUCGUAAAUACCAUGAGACUAGAAAAACAGAUAUUUUGUUGUAAUGCUUUGUGAUGAUUUUCAAUUAUGGGAUAUUUCAAUAAUAUGGGAUAUAUUUUCUACAUAUCCCAUGUUAUUUUUUUUUUCUUUUUUGAGGUGGAUUACCAAAAAACUCCAUCCAUCUGCUCCUGGUCCAGCUCUUUCGUCAAAUUUCAGAUCCCUUUGUGGCCCACGAGUCAAAGUUUGCCCACCUCUGGUCUAGUCUAGUGUAUUCUGAUUCCUGACCUAGUCGCUGGAGAGAAAUUAAAUCGAGCGGAGACACUAGGAGGACACUGAUUAUGUUGUGAUGGUGCUCUGAAGGGGCAGUGACUUGGCGCGGGAGGAGCAAAGGAAGGGGCGACUUGGAGCAUCAAAAACAAAAUUGAAUCUUGCAUUGUUUUCAGCGUCUACGGCAUUUUCAAAACAAUAAAAGAUACCGCGGUGAUCUAAAUAGAAAAGUAAAAUACCCCCGCUUUAACUUUUCCAACAAAACAGCUCACAAUCUGUUUAUAUAUUUUUAACUUUUAAUUUCUUACGUUUAGUCAGUUCUUUUUAUUCAGACCAAUUCCUAAUACUGCUCUGCUUCUCUUACAACCCUGAUAAACCAGUGUACCUGUUCAAAUUGUUCGUUUGAGUUGCCGCUGUCUCACCUGUGCCGUACCAAACUGUACCAAACUGUACCAAACUGUACCGUGACGCUUGUUAUGAACGGGCCUGUACAUUUAUUUACCUGAACACAUAAGUGAGUGGUGCACAUUUAGUUCAGACUUAAAAUAAGAAAUGACUUUUAAAUGUGUGAUAUCUGUAAAUACGACUGACUUCAUGUACAUUAAAAAACUGAAACAUGUCAAUAAAUUUUUAACUGGC